Messenger RNA from Mesorhabditis belari, 1098 nucleotides. The record is from the annotation of a GenBank genome assembly. Lineage: Eukaryota; Metazoa; Nematoda; Chromadorea; Rhabditida; Rhabditidae.
AUGACACUGAUGGUAAUCCCCGUCUCACAGCACAAAUUAAUCAAAAUCCGGAAAAGAAAUCGGCAAAAGUUAACGAAAAUCGCUCUUUAUUGCUCGACAGCCGGCGCUUUCUGCAAUCUGUUGGGCAGCUCAACAGACAGCUGGAUUUCGACAUCCGAAGUUCUCAAAUAUUACCGCUUUCCGAAUUCCACUGAAUAUAGUAUCAGCCACGAUGGAUAUGGCAUUGAACAGGUUUAUUUCAAGAAUGCCACCCUUGGACCAUGGACUUUUUGCUGGUCAGAUCCUACUUACGAAUUCGAUUGCUACCCGGUGAACUACUGGAUCGAUGAUGAGCCAUCCGAUGUUACAACUGGAGUUCAACAAGGCGUUCGCAAAUCCUCACUUUUCAUGGUGCUCGGCGUAAUUUUUGAUCUUCUUGGUGCUCUUGUUGGAUAUUUGUGCUUUCGUAGAAGAAAUCCGUAUGGAUGGCUGCUUUGCUCGGCGUUAUUGCAUAUUUUUGCGGGGAUGACCAAUUUCCUGUGCAUCAUCGUUUAUAUGGCAUCCGUAUCAAGAGAAGUUGGCAACAAAAUCUACCCGGCUUCCGAAUUGGACGAUCCGAUAUUCUACUAUCACUAUGGCUUUUCAUUCAUUUUGGUUAAAUGCAGCUUUUUGUUGACAGAAACGGCGGCUCUUUUGACAGUGGUUGUCUUUAUGGCGAAACGGGAUGAAAGAACUUUUCACCGCUACAAGAUGCGCUCGUUGAUGAAUUUCAAGAAAAUUACCCAAGACGGCGAUUUGAGAACAGCCGUUCCAGAGGCGACCACCGGGCAUACACACGCGAGAUUUUCUUCUUCAAGACAUCGAGUCUCAUUCGUGGGGAGUCGUGGAAGUCGAACGUCUUUUGAUCACAUCUAUCAACCAUCAUCGCGAAUGUCGAUCAGUAGCUCGGCUGGAAGGGUCACUCCGACGCUGCUACCUUUCAUGCGUCCUCCUCAACAAAACGUCUUAAAUAAAGGCGUAUUGAAUCGCUUCCCGAAUCCCAACCAUCAAAGGAGUCGUGAGGAAAUCGAGGAAAGGCGGAAACAAAUCGACGACAAUUUGGCCACCGUUGUGAUACUU